CAAUUCCAGUAAGUAGGCGAGCUCUUCAGUUGAAAGACAGAUCAAAAGAACCAGUGAUCUAAGUGACGUUUGAGCCCCGACCAACCAGGAGGGCGGGUUACUCCGGGGAAGCUCUGGGAGGCGGGAAGAGGGGAAGUGGGCGGAUCUCCGCACACCCCGGCGGAAGAGGCAGAUUCAGGAAGCCAUUACGCAGCUGGCUGGCAGCGGCCGGGCCGGUCGGGGCUGGGCCCUACGCACUUUGCGUAGCGAGGGGGGUUACCGAAGGCCUGGUGCUUGGCCUGGGGCAAGCCCGGCCUAUCCCCUGUAGGGGGGGUGGAUGAGGGGAGAGGUUCGGGAGGAAGAGACGGGGAAUUGGGGCGUUUGAAGGGAUUAUAAUUUCUUUAAAAAGGGGGGUGGGGAGAGGCCAUGGCCGUCCCAGCCAAGAAGAGGAAGAUGAACUUCUCUGAACGAGAGGUGGAGAUCAUCGUGGAGGAGCUGGAACUGAAGAAGCACCUGCUGGUGAACCACUUCAAUGCUGGGGUCCCUCUGGCUGCCAAGAGUGCCGCCUGGCACGGCAUCUUGAGAAGGGUCAACGCUGUGGCCACCUGCCGCAGGGAGUUGCCUGAGGUCAAGAAGAAGUGGUCUGACCUCAAGACCGAGGUCCGUCGCAAGGUUGCCCAGGUCCGGGCAGCAGUGGAGGGUGGCGAGGCCCCAGGGCCCACUGAGGAGGAUGGAGCAGGCGGGCCUGGGACAGGUGGUGGCAGUGGUGGCGGUGGCGCAGCCGUAGCCCCCGUCCUGCUCACCCCCAUGCAACAGCGCAUCUGCAACCUGCUGGGCGAGGCCACCAUCAUCAGCUUGCCCACUACCACAGAGAUUCACCCCGUGGCCCUCGGACCCACAGCCACUGCAGCUGCAGCCACGGUCACCCUGACACAGAUCCCCACGGAGACCACCUAUCACACGCUCGAGGAGGGAGUGGUAGAGUACUGCACGGCGGAGGCCCCUCCACCGCUGCCAGCCGAGGCCCCCGUGGAGAUGAUGGCCCAGCACGCUGACCCCUCGGUCAAACCCCAAGCGCUCAAGAGCCGCAUCGCCCUCAACUCGGCCAAGCUGAUCCAGGAGCAGCGGGUCACCAAUCUGCACGUGAAGGAGAUUGCGCAGCACCUGGAGCAGCAGAAUGACCUGCUGCAGAUGAUCCGCCGCUCCCAGGAGGUGCAGGCCUGCGCCCAGGAGCGCCAGGCCCAGGCCAUGGAGGGCACCCAGGCGGCCCUGAGCGUCCUCAUCCAGGUCCUCCGGCCCAUGAUCAAAGAUUUCCGCCGCUACCUGCAGAGCAACACACCCAACCCCACGCCCCCCUCAGAGGCCGGACAGGUGGCUCAGAACGGGCAGCCCGACAGCAUCAUCCAGUGAGGGCAGGGGCUGCGACGACCUUCUGCUGUGAUUGGAUGGCACCACUGUGGUCUUGGAAGUGGGUUUUGUGACUGGCCUUAGGCCAUGUGGCCAGCCCUCUCUUGGAUGGCCCGCUAGGGGUCCACUGUUUCUGAGAAGUGUAGGAGAUUGGGAAGAACUUGUUGGGCUUCUGGGACCCAAACUGUUCUUUUACCCCCACCCCCCGCCCCUGGAGCUGCCUGGCGAAGAGCCUGAAGCUUGGGUAGGUGGGGGUUGGGCACCGGUGAUUCUACACUUGGUGUCACAUGCCAAGGCUUGCGACAUGAGCCACUCUGUCUAGAAUGCCUGGAAGGGAGGUUCUCACUGGGAGCUAUCUCACAGCUGGGGAUGGGGGGGGGUCCUGUGCUGAAAGGCUCCCCCACCCCACAGUGUCAUCAAUGUGAUAAUGUCCGUGGAGGGGGUAGUGGCCCAGUAUCUUCUUCCUGCCUUGGGAGGCAGAGUCACUGGGCCUGAGCAGGAAGCUCCACCCCUUUUUUCCUUCCCACUGUGCCUCCGUUCUCAGGGGACUCCAUCUGUGCUCUCUCCAACCCCCACACCUCUCCGGGCCUAGCAGGGGGCCCUCGCUGUUCC
Molecule: messenger RNA, 1998 nt
Organism: Neogale vison (American mink)
Lineage: Eukaryota; Metazoa; Chordata; Mammalia; Carnivora; Mustelidae
Gene: NAIF1
Product: nuclear apoptosis inducing factor 1
Exons: 2
Coding region: 406-1389 (327 amino acids)
Cellular component (GO): nucleus
Source: RefSeq, a predicted model, not a curated record